This is a messenger RNA of Apodemus sylvaticus (European woodmouse), 666 nucleotides long. It is a transcript of the gene Gpx5, whose product is annotated as glutathione peroxidase 5. The coding region runs from base 1 to 666 and encodes 221 amino acids. Gene Ontology annotation, biological process: response to oxidative stress. The record is from RefSeq and is a predicted model, not a curated record. Lineage: Eukaryota; Metazoa; Chordata; Mammalia; Rodentia; Muridae. The transcript has 5 exons. Gene Ontology annotation, molecular function: glutathione peroxidase activity.
AUGGCUACGCGGUUAAGAGUCUUCUAUCUUGUUCCUCUUCUUCUAGCCAGCUAUGUGCAGACAACGCCCAGGCCGGAAAAGAUGAAGAUGAACUGCUACAAAGACGUGAAAGGCACCAUCUAUGACUACGAGGCUCUCUCUCUUAACGGGAAGGAACUCAUUCCGUUCCAGCAGUAUGCAGGGAAGCACGUCCUCUUUGUCAAUGUGGCUACCUAUUGUGGUCUGACAAUCCAGUACCCUGAACUGAAUGCACUCCAGGAGGAUCUGAAGCCAUUUGGUUUGGUUAUAUUGGGCUUUCCCUGCAACCAAUUUGGAAAGCAAGAGCCAGGAGACAAUUCGGAGAUUCUUCCAGGGCUCAAGUAUGUUCGUCCAGGAAAAGGAUUUUUACCUAAUUUCCAGCUUUUUGCAAAAGGAGACGUAAAUGGUGAAAAAGAACAGAAAAUCUUUACCUUUUUGAAGCGCUCCUGUCCACACCCCUCCGAGACUGUGGCCAUGAGCAAACAUACCUUCUGGGAGCCAAUAAAAGUUCACGACAUCCGCUGGAACUUUGAGAAGUUCCUGGUGGGGCCCAAUGGCGUCCCUGUCAUGCGCUGGUUCCACCAGGCUCCUGUCAGCACUGUCAAGUCUGACAUCAUGGCAUACCUGAACCAAUUCAAAACCAUAUAG